Molecule: messenger RNA, 1871 nt
Organism: Onychostoma macrolepis
Lineage: Eukaryota; Metazoa; Chordata; Actinopteri; Cypriniformes; Cyprinidae
Product: group 3 secretory phospholipase A2
Exons: 4
Coding region: 258-1640 (460 amino acids)
Biological process (GO): phospholipid metabolic process; arachidonate secretion
Molecular function (GO): A2-type glycerophospholipase activity
Source: RefSeq, a predicted model, not a curated record
AACACAAAUUUCACUCCGACAUCUGUGAAUAGACAGUAAAGAACCGGUAAAGAUACUCGUUCGUUUCAUUUGACAGAUCAUCCACGGAGCAAAUUUCUUCUUCAUGCAUGGACUUGGACUGAAACAAACUGAUAGGGUUUGUUGCAUCAGCGUCAAUUAAACCGGCUGAAAACUCAGCUUAGUAUAGAGUUUGGAAUAGAGCGGAACUCCUUUUAGCUUCCAAAUAGUCCUACGCGCCAACACGCGUCUCUGCAGCGAUGCCACUGCAUCUCCAGGAUACACGAAUCGGAUUUCUUGCUGUUAAUCUUUUAGUAGUGGUAUGCUGUUGCAAUGCGGUAACAAUUCAGAAACCUGCACCAUUUUGUCUCCUCAUUAAAUCAGAACGCGGGAGCUCUCAGGUUAGUUUUCUCAUCCACUCACCGGACACUUCAGCAUCUCCUCUCUUUUACUGGAGCAAGUGGACAUCAGAGAAACGUCUCGAAGGUUGUUUCAUGAGUAGCGACGGGUCUUUGGUUAAGCGUUAUUGGUCACUCUGCAGUCAAGAGCGCGCUCGGGACAAUGAGAAACCAAUGCACUUCGACUUAAGCGCGCUACUGGAAGAUGCCAGUCUGUGUGAAAUGGACAUGCGUAUCAAUUUCACUUUGCACAAAGAACGCAGAAAUCAAGGCCAGCAGAUGGAUUCAAGAGCAAAAAGUCGCCAUAAACGCGCAUGGGUUUUACCAGGAACGCUUUGGUGCGGACAAGGCACCAGCGCCAAUGACUAUGAACAGUUGGGUAUGUUUGUGCAUGCAGACAGAUGCUGUCGAGAACACGAUCACUGUGAGCACAUCAUUCGCUCGUUCUCCGUGAACUUCGGUGUGUUCAACCCCACUCUGUUCACCCUCUCGCACUGUGACUGUGACCACAGAUUUAAACAAUGCCUUCUCAAUGGAAAUGACACCAUCUCCAACAUGGUGGGCUACAGUUUUUUCAACGUCCUGAAGCUCCGCUGCUUUGAGCUGAUCCAAAGGAGGCAAUGCACGCAGUACAACUGGUUUGGAUUGUGCACAAUGGUUGAGAUUGCACCUGUGGCAGCAUUGAAAGAUUCAACACCAUACAAUUCUACCAGUCUGACUAAUGAGAACAGCGGCACCAUUGACCUUUCAUGCAAUGAAGUGCCAAUCAAACUGUCACACAGCGCCAAACAAAGAACCUCUAAAUCGAAACGAAUUCAAUUGAAAAAGGGCCGAAAAACCUGCGCUCCAGUGGACUAUGCAAAAGGGGAAACAUUUCAGCUAAGUCAAAAGUUGGUGAGCCAAAUUGAAAAAAGGAAGAAAUUACAUACAAAUGGACAUCAAAAAGGAAGAAAGGAGUCACUUGUUUCCCAAAGGAAGGCAUCCAAAGAGAAGAAAAUGAUUACUCAGAAGUUCAAAAUGGAAACUAUUCUUCAAAGCACCCACAGGACUCCAAAAGCAAGUGUCACUCACUCCCCUUCAACCUUAUCUAAAACGAAAUUACUCUCAGUGCAAAAGAGGGUGGCCACUCAGUCCAAACAAAUGUCCGUAACUAAAUCAGGAGCAAGGACACUUCAAAAUAAGAGAAAAAGAGGUAAAAAGAAAAAGGCCCAAAAGGAAAAACUAAUUAAAUCCCCAAAACAAUGAGGAGUGAACAGACAAUUCUUUAAAGCAUGAAAUUUUUUUUUUUUUUUUUCAAAUAUGCAUAGUCACAAUUAUCAAGCGAGAUCCUUGCUCUUUUAUACGCACAGAUUGUAGUGACUUUUGCAAUGUUGUUUAAGCAGGUGCCAAUUAAUACAGUUAUAAAAAUGAUAAAAAGCAUCGAUACUUCAUUUGUUUUUAAAUGUAUAGUUACCAGCAACCUCAGUAUAUGCACAU